AUGCCGCAAGAGGAUACAGCUCCUCUUAUCACUGAGGUCGACCUGUUUGCCGGCACCAAAUUCACCGUCGUCGACCUCGAGUGGGAUGUGCAGGCAUUACCCGACGGUCCCACAAUCAACCUCAACGAUUCGGUCCAGAAGGUCUAUGAGAGCCUGCUGGAGCUUAACCCCAAAGUCCAGAGGUGCGACGACGACAGCGUUUUCAAGGACCGCACCAACUUCACCGGCUGCUCCUACUUCUGCAGGGGGAAAUGGCCGCUGACUCGAGCCGGAGAAGCCAUGAAGGGUAUCGGUUACCUAUAA
This is a messenger RNA of Colletotrichum higginsianum IMI 349063, 303 nucleotides long. RefSeq lists its product as uncharacterized. The record is from RefSeq and is a predicted model, not a curated record. The transcript has 2 exons. Bases 1 to 303 code for a protein of 100 amino acids. NCBI's taxonomy places the organism in Eukaryota, Fungi, Ascomycota, Sordariomycetes, Glomerellales, Glomerellaceae.